AUGUCUACCGCCGAGCUCGCUGUCUCUUACGCGGCCCUCAUCCUCGCCGAUGAUGGCGUCGAGGUCACCGCCGACAAGCUCCAGACCAUCCUGACUGCUGCCAAGAUCCAGGAAGUUGAGCCCAUCUGGACCACCCUCUUCGCCAAGGCUCUUGAGGGCAAGGACGUCAAGGACCUCCUGACCAACGUUGGCUCCGGUGGUGCCCCCGCCGCUGCCGCCGCUGCCGGUGGUGUCGCCGCUGAGGCCGCCCCCGCCGAGGCUGCUGAGGAGAAGGAAGAAGAGAAGGAGGAGUCCGACGAGGACAUGGGCUUCGGUCUUUUCGACUAA
This is a messenger RNA of Penicilliopsis zonata CBS 506.65, 327 nucleotides long. RefSeq lists its product as hypothetical. Gene Ontology annotation, cellular component: ribosome; cytosolic large ribosomal subunit. Gene Ontology annotation, molecular function: protein kinase activator activity; ribonucleoprotein complex binding; structural constituent of ribosome. The record is from RefSeq and is a predicted model, not a curated record. Gene Ontology annotation, biological process: cytoplasmic translation; translational elongation. The transcript has 4 exons. Lineage: Eukaryota; Fungi; Ascomycota; Eurotiomycetes; Eurotiales; Aspergillaceae. The coding region runs from base 1 to 327 and encodes 108 amino acids.